Molecule: messenger RNA, 453 nt
Organism: Penicillium griseofulvum
Lineage: Eukaryota; Fungi; Ascomycota; Eurotiomycetes; Eurotiales; Aspergillaceae
Exons: 2
Coding region: 1-453 (150 amino acids)
Source: RefSeq, a predicted model, not a curated record
AUGCCCAACGAAAAGAGCGACAUGAGUCGCCCUCAUGCAAAACAAAAUCAUGCGCCACGAAACCCCGCUGUUCAGCUGGGGUUAUCUCCUCUCUCCUCUUUCUUUCAACAGCUCAUCUGCGGCCGCUGGGACAAGAUGGCUGAAGUGAUCGGGAUCGUUUCAGGGGCGAUUACCUUUGGAACCGUCGUUGCGCAGAUCUCCAAGUCGAUUAUCCAAAUCAAAGACUGCUGGGGCCAGAUCCGCGACGCGCCCGAAGACAUGCAAGAACUCAUCGCGGAGCUAGAAAUUUAUGAUCUCAUCUUGCGGAAAGCCGAACAGAAUCUUUCAUCGGGCCCAAUGGCGAAUGCCAUAGAAAUGAAUGGACAUUUAUUUCAGAGUCUAGAGGUCUGCAGGAAAGCAGCAGAGAGCCUCCAGAUCAUUUCAAAGGAUCUUGCCAAAGACCUUCAGCUUUAA